AUGACCAACAAAAUUAACACUCUUAAAAAUUCUAACAACCCUAAUGAAAAUAAGCUUAAUAAACUUCAAUCUGACUUAAGCAAUCAUCAAAGUGAAGUGCACAACAAUACGUCCAAAAGGGACAGUGCGUUGAAGGACAUCCACUCCAGGAUGGUGUCUCUUGCUGAGCUCAGUGGGAAGCUUGGCCAAUUUAUUGGCCAAAGUGACGAAGUUACUACAGCAAUUAAUGAUGGUAUUGACGCAAUUAUUGACAGUGAUAAAGACUUCAAAAGCCUUAGAAAGUCUCCGUCUUCGACUGUGCAGCCUCCCGCUGCCGUGUCUGCUGGGCUUAUAAAUGAUGGUGAGCUUAGCAGUAAAAUUAGGCAUUAUGAGAAAGAAAUUGCGUCUCUUUCCGCUGAGAUAGAACAACUUAAAAAGCAAAAAACGUCUGUCCCCGAUGACCUUAAUAAGUCUCAUGAGUCUCAUCAGUCCAAGUUGGAUGCUCUUCAGAGGCUGAGUAAGCUUAAUGAGUCUUUUAAAUCUCUUGGUAGUAAUAAUAAUGAUGCUUGUGAAAGCCUUUUAAAUAACCUGUGCUCCGGCUUGGAGAAGUUUCUUGGUUACCAAGAAACUUCCAAAGGCUACGAUGGCACUGGCAUCGUGUACUCCGACCUUGACAGGCUGUGCGACGGGGUGAUGUCUUUCCUUCAUGGUGUUCUUGAGAGUGUGAAAGAUGAUGAGAGCGUUACAACAUACAAUAAAUACAUUAAAUUAAAAAACAAUGAUGAUGAUUUACAUACUGUCCUUCAAAUUCUCCAAUCUUCAAUUGGCCAGGGACGCAGUGUCUUUGGUGCGCAGGUUGAAAAGGUGAGUGGAUGGCUUAAGAAAUAUUGGACGCAGGUGGACACGUCAACUUUUCAAGUUACCCAUGAAUUAGAUGGGCUCAGGAAGGAUUUAGAAGGUAAGUAUUUUAGUACAAUUCAUCCUUCGCAGGGACUGGGAGAGCAACUGGACAAGUGGAAGAGUACACUGGACAAGAUUGCGGGAGACGUCACACAUAUAGAAAACAAAUGCGUUAAUUUGUUAGAUGCUACAUUGAAAAAUAAAUUGAUGCAUGAAGUGAGGCCGAUUGAGAAAUCUGUGCAGUUGCUGAAGGAGAGUGCUGGGGAUGGGAACCUUGACAGCCAGGCACGGCAUGUGGACAGUGAGUUAAGGAUUCAGAGGCAGGGUAUUGAGAACGUUAUAAAGACGGGGAUUGAGAGAGUGAGAAGUGAAUUAAGAGAGACGUUUAAAAAAGUCUGGAGGGGAAUUGGAGAUUUGCAAAGCAAAAAAGAGCAUCACCUUGACAUUAUUAGUCAGCAGUUGAAGAAGGCGUCCGACGACUUGCUUGGUGACGGAGGGGUAAAAUUCGAUGAAGAAUACAAGAUUAAGAUUGUUGGUAUGUUUACAGAUAUUAAAUGGGAGAUCAGUAAGCUUCAUGAAGCAUUAAAUAAAAAGAAAACGGAGCUUGUACAUAUGUUAGCGUAUGCUCAGAAGGAGUUUAAGGGUGUUAGUCAUUUCACUGUAGCCGAUACAAAGAUUGGCGGCAGUAAGGGAAGUGUAGAACAUUAUUUCGGGGUAUUGAAGGAGAAAAUUGAGAAGCUUGUUGUGGAACUUAACGGUACGGAAGAGGGUGCUGAAAUUGCUCAAGUCGGUUUCCUUGAAUUAAUUGAUAACGGCCUCACGAAUUAUGGUAUGAGGUUCGACGACAAAUUUAGGCCGGCGAUUGGGGAUAUGGUUAAUAAGAUGAUGGCAAAUGACGGUGUUGUCCAUAUGUAUUUGAAUACGUCUAUUAAAAGUAGCUCCCAGAAUUUAACGAAGUUGAAAGCAGCGAUAGUGAGCCAGAUAAAAAAGCUCGAACCCGUGUCAUCAACCAAAAUAAAUAUCACCGAUAACGCCGAAGACAGUCUCAGCAGUAUCCAAGAGUAUCUUCAGGGAUACGCGGAGGCUAUUGGAAUGAAGCUCGGUAACAUGAUGAAUUUCAUCCAGCUAGUUGAGGGCGAUAAGGAGUUGGUAUCUGUUCCGAGAGGUACGAUCUCCGUUUCGGACCCACAUCUAACGAAAGCCCUCACCACCAUCUUAACCGCUGUCCGCUCGGCAGCUCUGAGAGUUAAAGAAGAGCUUACAGAGUUCACAACCGAUACAUCGGCGGCAACCUCAUACAACCUCGGCAAGGAUUUAAAGUCGGCCAUUGGCAAGGUCAAAGAUAUCGGCCAGCAAUUCGAUCCUGCUAGGCUGGCCGCAGCUCACGGUGCCAUGAUUGCUGAGGCGAUAGAGAAAGUGAAGCCCAAAAUCAAAGAGCUUGGUGAAGUUUUAGAUACAAAUGGCGCUGUGGGCUCAAUAAAUGGCAUUAUUAAGGAUAUUCGGAAUGAUAUCGCUAAACUUGAAAAACUGAAAAAUGACGAUGUGAAUACUGAAGGAAGUAUCGAAAAAAUAAGAAAAGCUGCGGCCGAUAAAAUGGAGGAGUUGAAAAGUGAGAUUCAGGGGAUCCUCACAGGCAUUAAAUUGAAUGUGAUCACAUCUAAUGAAAUCCUGACGUCGGCAAUUGAAUCCCUCGGCACAACCGCCGUUGAGGCUGAAAGGGAUAUCAACAAUGCCAUCAAACAACUCGAAUCCCAGUUACUCGAGCAAACUGAAAAGGCCUUUAGAAAUGUCACCGACCAAGUCAAAAAACUCUUCGCCGAGCAGCACAUCGCGGACCUGUCGGCGCUGCAUACGCUGGUUGAGCGAAAAUUGGCGGAGGUGAGGAAAAUAAUUGAUGAAGAUAAAGUGACCGGAAUAAAAGGCCUAUUAAAAAGCGUAAAUGGUAUGCUGUUUGGUAUAAAUAAAGAAGGUAUGCCUCAAUUCCACAAGCCACAAACUACAUUACUUGAUGCUCUUAAAACUGCCGUGCCUCAGCCAGCUCAGGAACCUCUGAAAGCUGAGCAGUAUCGUGAUAAAUUAUCCCAAUUAUCGGAAAAAUCAAAAUCAUAUCUCGAUAAUUUACUGGCGUAUACUGAACUCCAAGUUAAAUUUGAAGGGCAUCACAAAUCCCCUACCAAAGAGUCUCAAUUGGUACGAAGCGUUAACGUCCGACUGGACAAAUUACUUGACUACCUAAUUAAAAUUAAUAAUGUGGACACAAAUAGAAAAUACACUUUUGACCACAAUUCCACUACAUACCUUUCCGAAUUAAAUGACUCCAUCUCCUCCCUCUCCCCUCCAACUUCCACGGCUUCCACAACCCGCUUCUCCUCGACGCCCUCAGGCGCGGCAUGA
Babesia ovata is the source of this 3273-nucleotide messenger RNA. RefSeq lists its product as uncharacterized. Bases 1 to 3273 code for a protein of 1090 amino acids. The transcript has a single exon. Lineage: Eukaryota; Apicomplexa; Aconoidasida; Piroplasmida; Babesiidae. The record is from RefSeq and is a predicted model, not a curated record.